AUGCUGACAGGGGACUGCGGGGACCCUCAGGAAAAGCCACAGGUGACCCAGGACUCAGCUCCCCAGAGCAUGGGGCUUGAGGGACAAGAGACAGCUGGCCAGCCGCGAGUGACCCUGCUGCCCACACCCAACGGCAGCGGGCUGAGCCAGGAGUUUGAAAGCCACUGGCCAGAGAUCCCAGAGAGGUCCCCGUGUGUAGCUGGCGUCAUCCCUGUCAUCUACUACAGUGUCCUGCUGGGUCUGGGGCUGCCUGUCAGCCUCCUGACCGCAGUGGCCCUGGGCCGCCUUGCCACCAGGACCAGGAAGCCCUCCUACUACUACCUUCUGGCACUCACGGCCUCGGAUAUCAUCAUCCAGGUGGUCAUCGUGUUCGCGGGCUUCCUCCUGCAGGGAGCCUUGCUGGCCCGCCAGGUGCCCCAGGUUGUGGUGCGCAUGGCCAACAUCCUGGAGUUUGCUGCCAACCACGCCUCAGUCUGGAUCGCCAUCCUGCUCACGGUUGACCGCUACACUGCCCUGUGCCACCCCCUGCACCAUCGGGCCGCCUCGUCCCCAGGCCGGACCCGCCGGGCCAUUGCUGCUGUCCUGAGUGCUGCCCUGUUGACCGGCAUCCCCUUCUAUUGGUGGCUGGACGUGUGGAGAGACGCCGACUCACCCAGCACGCUGGACGAGGUCCUCAAGUGGGCUCACUUUCUCACUGUCUAUUUCAUCCCUUGUGGUGUGUUCCUGGUCACCAACUCGGCCAUCAUCCACCGUCUGCGGAGGAGGGGCCAGAGUGGGCUGCAGCCCCGGGUGGGCAAGAGCACAGCCAUCCUCUUGGGCAUCACCGCACUGUUCACCCUCCUGUGGGCGCCCCGGGUCUUCGUCAUGCUCUACCACAUGUAUGUGGCCCCUGUCCACCGCGACUGGAGGGUCCACCUGGCCUUGGAUGUGGCCAACAUGGUGGCCAUGCUCAACACGGCAGUCAACUUUGGCCUCUACUGCUUUGUCAGCAAGACUUUCCGGGUCACUGUCCGACAGGUCAUCCACGAUGCCUACCUGCCCUGCACUUUGGCAUCACAGCCAGAGGGCAUGGCGGCAAAGCCUGUGAUGGAGCCUCCGGGACUCCCCAAAGGGGCAGAAGUGUAG
Molecule: messenger RNA, 1125 nt
Organism: Piliocolobus tephrosceles (Ugandan red Colobus)
Lineage: Eukaryota; Metazoa; Chordata; Mammalia; Primates; Cercopithecidae
Gene: GPR142
Product: G protein-coupled receptor 142
Exons: 3
Coding region: 1-1125 (374 amino acids)
Biological process (GO): G protein-coupled receptor signaling pathway
Cellular component (GO): plasma membrane
Molecular function (GO): G protein-coupled receptor activity
Source: RefSeq, a predicted model, not a curated record